CACUCUCUACAUUCAGAUGGCACAAAAUCAUUCCUCACCGCUGGACAACGAGGAUCUCCUCCAGGAAAUCCUCCUCCGCCUCCCUCCGAAGCCGUCCUCUCUCCCCCGCGCCUCCCUCGUCUGCAAGCGCUGGCGGUGCAUCAUCUCUGACCCCCGAUUCCCCCGCCGCUUCCGCAAACACCACAGGAAACCCCUGCUCCUAGGCUUCUUUGACAAAGAAAUUAGCAAAGUUCCUGUCUUCACUCCUAUGCUGGAUCCGCCUGACCGCAUCCCUGUUGCGCUCCCGGAGAACCUCCUUGGUCGGGAGCCGUGGGGACACCUCUGCUUCUCCUUCCAUGGCUGCCGCGAUGGCAUCGCACUCUUCCUUGACCACCAGCGCCAUGAGGCCAUCUUGUGGGAUCCACUCACCAGUGUCCAGCGUUGCGUUGCUUUUCCAUCGUGGUUCUUGGAUGGCAUUGGCAAAGAUUGCUCCAUUCAGAACGCCACAGUGUUGUGCCCUGCCAGCGACAAUCAGCACGAGCACGGCGGUUCCCACAUGAGCCCAUUCAAACUGGUGUUCGCAUGGCGUGAUGCUAUAGCCAGAAAGGAAUUCAUUUGCAUAUAUGAAUCCAAGUCUGGUGUUUGGGGAGAUAUUAUCCCCACAAGGACUGCAUAUGUGAUUUCUAGGUACAGGCCUAGCAUAUUGGUUGGGAAUGCACUUUGCUGGUUGCUUGAGGGAGGCAACAUCCUUAAGUUUGAUUUCGGAAAGCACACCCUUGCUGUGAUUGAGAAGCCGGAAGACACCCAUGCUGCUGGUUGCGAGUACGUCCACUCGUCUCACUCAUCCUUUCAGAUCUUACGAGGAGAGGAUAAUGGUAUCGGCCUCGCCAUUUUGUCAACGUUAGAACUGAGUAUUCAGUUAUGGGUGAGGAAGUUCAAGUGUGAUGGUGUUUUCUCAUGGGUACUACAGAACACUGUCCAACUGGAUGAGCUCUUUUCACGACCCGCACGCAUCAGACAACUGGUCUUCAUGCUGGGGUACGAUGAGGACACAAAUGUGAUCUUUCUGUCUUCAGAUUCUCACGACUUCAUCCUCCAACUUGAGUCCAUGCAGUUCAACUAUAUUGGUAGAAGAAAAUACAGGAGCCCCAGAGAGUCUUGUCCAUACACAAAUUUCUGUACAGCAGUAGUCAGGAGCACUGCUGGCGGUGAUGGUGGAGCUGAAAAUGUGAACACGUGAUACAGGUAUCUAGAGUUAAAUCCUCAUUGCCGAGACGCAGAAAUGGCUAUCUGCUCUAGGUUCUGCAUGUCUUGUAUUGUGUGGCCUGUGAUGGGGUGUCGACGCUGAGUCCUCUAUGUACUAUGUCGUUUCUUCCGUAAUGUAUGCUGUGGCUUUCAAAGCUGGCUUGUAGGACUCUAAUCGUGUAAUUUGCUAACUUCUCCCACUUUAUCAUUACUAUCUAAUAUCUCCUAGACCACUAUGUAUGUUCAGAGUGACUCAGAUAUGCACUUCGGCUAUUUGUCUGAUGUAUGUGGCCAGUCUGGUUCGAUCAGCCUCUGCCACGGCUGUACCCAUGGACAAGGACACUGUCCCGGUUUCGGUUG
This is a messenger RNA of Lolium rigidum, 1584 nucleotides long. RefSeq lists its product as uncharacterized. Bases 17 to 1219 code for a protein of 400 amino acids. The record is from RefSeq and is a predicted model, not a curated record. Lineage: Eukaryota; Viridiplantae; Streptophyta; Magnoliopsida; Poales; Poaceae. The transcript has 3 exons. Gene Ontology annotation, molecular function: protein binding.